This is a messenger RNA of Knipowitschia caucasica, 12501 nucleotides long. NCBI's taxonomy places the organism in Eukaryota, Metazoa, Chordata, Actinopteri, Gobiiformes, Gobiidae. The record is from the annotation of a GenBank genome assembly.
AUGGCCGGAAAGAAGAGAGUUGUGAAGGACUUCUCAUUUUCUGCACUUCCGUCUAAACGGACAAGAGCUCGGAACCUGGUCAUGGAGGGUCCCAGCCGCAGCACCGGGUUUAGACAGAGCCGACGGUCCAGGUCUCAGCGGGACAGGGAGCGGCGGAGGCGGCGAGUGGACAUGACUGAGCCGCGAGCCACAUCUCUGUCCUCCGGGUCCGACCAGGAGGCCUGUGGCACCAACGGAGUCCGUGGACCCGGAGGGCGAGAAGGCAGACCAUUCUUCGGCAGGCACAGGCCGCCGCGCCGGAGGAAGCGGGAGUCCGUGUCCUGUGAAGAGGACAUCAUUGAUGGCUUCGCCAUCGCCAGCUUCGUCAGCCUGGAGGCACUCGAGAUGGACUGUUCUCUGAAGCCCAAUCAACGUUCUGAUAUCCCGGGAAGAAGAAACAAGGGGAAACGAGGUCCUGAGCAAAAUGGAGGCGGUCCGCUGUCAGAUCCAGAGGCUGGCGGCCCUCAUAGUUUUAAUCGAAAUAAAAGAAGAAAACUUGAUGAGCAGGGGAUGCCUUUGGAAACGGGCUACAUUUGUGACACUGAGAGUGAUACUGGUGGCAAGGCAUCUGACAAUGAAAUCGACCCAGUCUUCACUGUUAGUACAAGGAAAGUUGUUGAACCACCAGUGGCAAGUGUGGGCCCAUCGUCCAUUGGCAAAAACGGCCCCCCACUCCAGGCGCGCUGUGGGACUGUCUCACGGUUGAUGGUGACGCCGCGUGUGUCUGGUCUGGAGCGAAGUCAAGAGAAAAACCAGGAACAACAUUUCCCAGAAGCAGUUUCUUCUACCUCUUCUCCUUGCCUUCCUUCCCACUCCUUAGUUCCUCGACCUAAUGCCAUUAAUGGUGGCAGUAGCCGCCACAACGCCAACUCUCCUCUUUCAAAACCCAAGCCCUUUCUCACAUUACCUGGCCGAUCACAACCUAUGUAUGGCAUUAACAGGAGUAGUACUCCUGUCAAACCAACAUCUUCGGCUUCAUCCAUCGCAUCUUCCUCUAUGCGUCCACCCACCCCAUCUACGAGUGUGUCUUUGUCGUACAUCAGAGGCUCUAACUCGUCGCUGCCACUCAGACCCCCGUCACGAGCCAGUGGAGCACAUUUCACCUCAUCUCCUGGUCUACCACCUCCACCACCUCUCCUCCAAGGACCAUCGCAUGUGUCUGCAGCAGAGCGCGAAGGCCGCCGUAGUGUCCCUGGAUCAGAGAAUGCCACAGCAGGCCGCAACACUCCUGCUUCCAGUUCGACACCUGGGUCUUCAAGCAGGACUUCCCAGAGCCAACCCAGCAUCCAGCCUCUGGCCUUCCAGUUCCAUCAGCACAACCACCAGCACCAACACACGCACACACAUCAACACUUCACACCUUUCCAGUACCCACCAGCUGCUGCACCACCACUGUUUGAGAAGUAUGGAAAAAUGAAUGAGCUGUACAGACACCCUUUUUUUCCACAAUUCCAACCCCCUGUGCCGAGUAUUCAGCCUGUGAUUCCUCCAACUGGGCCUUUCAGCUCUUUACAAGGAGCAUUUCAGCCAAAGCCUCUUGUCCCUCAGGGAAAUGCUCCUGACCUAUCUGCUCGACUUGGGGUUGUGCCUCACCACCUUCAGCCCAAAGACCCCAGGCUUACUGAUCCAUUUGGGACAUCGUUGAAAAUCAGUAAUAAACCAGGGAAAUGGUGUGCUAUGCAUGUCUACGUGGCCUGGAUGAUUUUAAGCCAUCAGAAGAAAGUAAAGUUAAUGCAAGCCGAUCCUCACAAACUGGACUUCCGGAGUGAUCUAUUGGCCCGUCUUCCAGGAGCUGGUGGACUUGGACCUCUCGGACCAAUGGGGGGAUCACUGCCCCCUUCUCAUGAUCUGACAAGGCCUCCUACUUUAUUUUCUGCUGCAGGAGGUGUCAAUCCUUCCAAUGCACCUUUCAUCUCUCCACCUACACCACAUUCUUCGUUCCUGACUCCAUCACAAUUAGAUCCUUAUGGUCGCUCACCACCCUUUACCCCGCUGGGAGCCUUGGGCUCUGGUGCCUUUGGGGGACUGGGCAGCCCAUCACUGGGUGGUUCUGUAUUUGGUCCUAAAGACUCCCCAGCAAGUGUAGUGGGGGGCUUGUCAUCUAAUCAUCAUGACCCUUGGAGCCGUUUGCAUGGUGGUCCUCCUGGUGGUCCUCCUGGUGGUCCUCCUGGUGGUCCUCCUGGUUUCCCUGGGCCCAGUUGGGCUAAAGGCCCAGAUAGAAGGGACGAGAGAGAUCGAGGCAAAGAUGCAGAAAGAAGAGAGAUUCCUCACAUUAAAGAUGAAAAAGACAGAGACAAUAUGCUGUAUGGCCGACCUCCUGUGAGAAUGUCUCCAGUUGGGCCUGCCUUCAAGCCCCGCAGUAGCACCCCGGUUUCCCACAUAAAUGGCCACAGCAGUGCCCUUGGGCCAAGCAGUGGACCCAUUGAAGACCUGACGCGCAGUUUCAAUCGGGACAGAGACCGGGAGAGAGAUGUUGAUAAGAGACCGUUGCCAACAGUGUCCUCACGGGGGCCUCCUGUUGGCUCUUCCACUUUAUUAGGAGAACGGCCACGGUCGUCCUCCUCUUCUGUGCUUACCACCCCGCCACCUUCCAACCCAUCAGCACCUUCUCCAUUGAACCUUUAUCCACGCACUAUUGGUUCAUCUGCACACAGCCACCACAGUGAAUCUACACACUCUCAAAGAGAGAGCAAUCCUGCUUCCUCUGUAGCUUCUGCCUCGGUCACCACUUUAACUCAGGCAAAGAAAUCUGAUCGGACAACACCUGUCUCCAAGUCUUCACUGCUUGUUCCCCCGGUCAAAGUCAAAGAAGAAAGAAAGGAAGAACCAGAGCACAUCCCCAUCUCACUACCACCUCCUCCAGCACCAAAUCAUACAUUUGACCGUCCAAAUAGCCAUCCACACCACCACAGGUCUGGCACUCCUUCCUCAUCAUCUUUAACACCCACUCCAGGUAUUCCCCUUCCCCCACCAACUCCAAAUCCACACCUUUCUCUGCUUGACCGUUCUCGAUCCAUCGAUGCUUACCUGAGCAGUGCAGGUCCUGGGGGCCUAGUGAUUGGCCCAGGAGGUGAACGUUUCCAUCCUGGACCAGCUCAUGGACCUUCUCAGGGGCCUCACAGCUUUACAUGGGACCCCUGGAGGGAGCUGGCAGCGCAGCAUCAGCAUCAGCAACAGCGCAGAGAGGCCAUGGCUCUUCGGUCAGACCCUCAUCUUGCCUUGAGAUCAGAUCCACAUCUUGCUCGAUUGCUCCAGCACCAGCGUCUCCUGGAGGCCGAGAGGGCUGCUGCAUUGGCAGCUGCGCACCAUCCACCUACGUCUACCUCCAGUUCUAAUGUUCGACAGGAUUUCAGCCUUAUGGCCCACCCAUUUGACCGCCACCAUCAGCUUGGACACCACCAGGGUGUGCUGAUGGAAGAGGAGCAGCGUGCCCAGAUUCUGCGAGAAGACUUUGAAAGGGCGCGUUACUUUGGCAUGCAUCCUCACCUUCCAGGGCCUCACCUCUCCAGUCCGUCUCAUGCUGCUACAGCUGCCCACCUUGAACAGCUCCACCCAGGCCUCCUGUCCCAUCACCUUCCACCAGGAGCCUCUGCAGCCCACCAUGCAGGCCUUUACUCACGACUAGGCCCCCUAAACCCACAUAUGGCUAAUGGCAUCUUGGCAAAGACGCCUGCUGGGCUAGUGGGAGCCUUGUCAAUGGGAGCCCCACCACCCCUCAUUCCGUCCGUGGCCAGUCGGUCCGCCACACCUCCUCGCAGACUCGGUUUGCCAGAGUUUCCGGAUCUGUACUUUGUCAGCAGCGGCGUCCCUCCACCAUUUCGCUGCGUAAAGUCUCCUCCCCGCGACCGCUACAUUCUGCGCCGAAACACACUCUCUCCCGGUCCGUAUUUUAACUUCUUCCCACAGACACACUGCAUCCUGGAAGUAGAAAGCACAGAAGAUCUGUGUCUACAACAUCAGACAGGAGCAGUGUGCAUCCAGAGCGGAAAAGAGGGGCAGAUCUCUGGGGGGGAGGUGGUGCGGCAGUCUGUCUCCCCGGCUGUGGAAGUGCUGGGUGCUGACUCCCAGGCUGCACACAAUGUGGCUGGGGAGUCACAUCAGCAUGCCCCGCAGCCGGUCACAGCUGCCCCCCGCCCAGUACCUCCUUCACCUAAAGCACCCGCAGUACCAUUGGAGGAUGGGGACUGGUCUGGUGUACAUCUCAAUCAGAGUUACUUGGUCCAGCGGGAAGAUGGAACUGUUUGCCAAGCUGCUAUUAUCAAUGACCUGGGCUCGGAGCUUUCCGCUGGACAGACCGUUCACCUGGACUCUCAGUCUAUAGUGUAUCAGUUCUGUGACCUUGUGGAGGAGGUGGCAGAGGAAACUACCGACCUUUUUGCGGAUGAGGCUGGCGACGAGGGGCAAGAUGUAGAGGGGGACGAGGAGAUGGAGGAGGAUGAGCCUUUGGAAGAUCCAGGAGACGGCUCUGAGGAUGAGGGCAGCAGCGAAGAGGAUGGCAGUAAUGAAGAAGCAGAGACUGAUGGACCAGAGGCUGAUAUGGCCUCACCAGCCUCGCCACACAAACAUGGACAGAGCAGGACAGACAGAAAAGCACUGUUCCUGAAGGUGCGGCAGUGGAUCGCCGACAGGGUAUCAAUGAAUUCUUCUCCUGGGUCACCCUCCCCUGGCCCAUCGACCAGCAGUGACUGGUCCAUUCCAAGGUUGGACAGAUCUUCUCCCCCGCGAGAAUCUUUCGGAAAGUUACAUUUGCCACAAGAUCAAAGCACACCCCACCGACCACGUGGCCACUCUGAUAUGGCGGAGCAGGCUAAACAUGAAGCAGACAUUGAAAAUCGGACGCAGGCACUGAAGCGUGAUGGAUUCUGGUCAACAAAACGUCUCACACGUCUGACCGAGCCGACACGACCCAAAGUGCACUGGGAGUAUUUGUGUGAGGAAAUGCAGUGGCUGUCUGCAGACUUUGCUCAAGAGCGACGCUGGAAAAGAGGUGUUGCUAGAAAGGUUGUACGGAUGGUUAUGAGACAUCAUGAAGACUUGAGACAAAAGGAGGAAAAAGCAAAGCGGGACGAACAGUCAAAAAUUAGAAAAGUUGCUGCUUCAAUUGCCAAGGAAGUCCGGGCAUUUUGGAGCAGUGUUGAGAAGGUUGUACAGUACAAGCAACAAUCUCGACUUGAUGAAAAGCGGAAGAAAGCGUUGGAUCUGCAGCUGGACUAUAUUGUGGGACAGACGGAAAAAUAUUCAGAUCUUCUCAGCAAGUCUCUGGCAACAGCCUCCAAACCUGCUGAAACAGACACUACAACAUCGCCUCAGAAAUCUCAACCAGUUCCUCUCGAUGAAGAUGAUGGAGACUUUGAGCCUCAGUGCGAGGAGGAGGAUGAUGAGGAGACGAUCGAUGUGGAAGAGCAGCGGGAAGGCAACGACGCUGAGACCCGGCGCAGAGAGAUCGAGCUUCUGAAAGAGGAGGGCUCACUUCCUCUGGACCAACUGCUCAGCACACUCAACCUGCCACAGGACGGAGCAUCAGAUAUGGAAGGCUCUGACCAGUCAUCUUCAUCAGGAGAGGAGGAAGAUGAAGACAGGGAAUUUACUGCAAAUGAAGAAGAUGCUGAAGAUGAGGAAGACACUAUAGAUGCCCAGGAGAAGGUGGAAGGAAAUGUCGAUCACUCUGCUGAGUUGGAUGACUUGGCCAAAGAAGGGGAUAUGAGUCUUGAUGAGCUGAUGGAGAAGUACAAAGGGGCUUAUGCAUCUGACUUAGAAGAGCCAUCUGCGUCUGCCUCUAAAGCCAACUCUGAUUCUGAAGUGUCGGGGGAUGAGGAGGAGGAGAGUGAAGAAGAUGAGAGCGACGUGGAAAGUCACACAUCGUCAUCAGAGUCAACAGGGGACAGUGACGAAGAGCAGAGUGUGAAGGAGGAUGGUGCAGAAGACGAUAACUCUGGAGAUGAAGGAAUGGAGAUCUUACUAAAAGAAGGCGACCAUAACCCCACUUCCUCCAGUUCUCGGCCAAAGAAAGACAUGAGCCACUUUGCUGCUACUGCUGAGAGCCUCCAGCCCAAAGGUUACACUUUAGCCACAACCAAGGUGAAAACGCCAAUCCCUUUCCUUCUUCAUGGGAAUUUGCGAGAAUAUCAGCACAUCGGUCUGGACUGGUUGGUGACUAUGUUUGAAAAGAAACUCAAUGGGAUUCUAGCUGACGAGAUGGGUUUAGGCAAGACAAUCCAAACAAUUGCCCUGUUGGCUCACCUUGCCUGUGAAAAAAGUAACUGGGGCCCACAUCUUAUCAUCGUACCCACCAGUGUCAUGUUGAACUGGGAAAUGGAGCUGAAACGCUGGUGUCCUAGUUUCAAAAUACUUACAUACUUUGGGAGCCAGAAAGAGAGGAAGCUUAAGAGACAGGGCUGGACCAAGCCUAAUGCAUUCCAUGUGUGCAUCACUUCAUACAAACUGGUGCUGCAGGAUCACCAGGCAUUCAGGCGAAAAUCCUGGCGCUACCUGAUCCUGGAUGAGGCACAAAACAUCAAGAAUUUCAAGUCCCAGCGCUGGCAAAGUCUUCUAAAUUUUAACAGUCACAGGCGGCUGCUGCUGACCGGCACGCCUCUACAGAACAGUCUGAUGGAGCUCUGGUCCCUCAUGCACUUUCUGAUGCCUCACGUCUUCCAGUCCCACCGCGAGUUCAAAGAGUGGUUCUCCAACCCACUCACUGGGAUGAUCGAAGGCAGUCAGGAGUACAACGAGGGCCUUAUCAAGAGGCUCCACAAAGUGCUGCGGCCCUUCCUCCUCCGCAGAAUUAAAAUUGAUGUGGAGAAGCAGAUGCCCAAGAAAUAUGAGCAUGUAGUGCGCUGUCGGCUGUCCAAGAGGCAAAGGUUUCUCUAUGACGACUUCAUGGCUCAGGCUUCGACUCGGGAGACUUUAGCCAGUGGCCACUUCAUGUCUGUGAUCAACAUUUUGAUGCAGCUCCGGAAAGUGUGCAACCACCCCAAUUUAUUUGACCCUCGUCCCAUCCAGUCGCCUUUCAUCACAAAGCCCAUUGUUUUCUACACUGCUUCACUGGUGCAUGAAGCCCUCGAAGUGUCUCCUUUCCAGCGUUGUGAUUUGUCUGCCUUUGACCUCAUUGGUCUUGAAGCUCGAAUGUCCCGGUACCAGGCAGAUGUUUUUUUGCCCAAGCACAAAGUCACCCGUCGGCUAAUCCAGGAGAUUGUGGACUCUCCUGAACCAGCUCCAAGACCCAAACCAAUUCAAAUGAAGGUCAACAGGACGUCCCAACCUCCCCCUAAAGGUGACAGCAGGCCAGUUGUGAACAAACCCACCAGCCCAGUGCCUCCAGCCACACAGGCCCCAAAACCACCUCCCGUCGCUGAUGCCACACCUGUAACUACUGCACCUGCCCCUGUCCCUGCCCCUGUCCCUGCACCUGCAGCUGCAACUGCCCCUGCAGUUCAACAAGUGGUCUGCUCCGUGGCUCCCUGCCCUGGGCCGCGCCCCGUCAUUCACCCUCAGACUGCGGUGAGGUCCAGUGCUCCAAAACCAGUGCUGACCGUGAGGCCUCCGCUGGCUCCAGGAACACAGGGCAUUCCAGCUCAUUCCAGUCCCAACACCGUACUGCCCCAGAGAGUGCUGCUUAGUCCUGACAUGCAAGCUCGCCUCCCCUCUGGCGAAGUUGUCAGCAUAGCCCAGCUUGCCUCUCUCGCUGGGAGGCCAAUGUCGUCAUGCCAGGGCAGCAAACCGGUCACUUUUCAGCUUCAGGGCAACAAGCUGACUCUGUCUGGAGCGCAGAUCGCAUCUCCAAGGCCUGUCCAGGGUAAUGUAAUGCACCUUGCUGUGACCAGUGGAGGGCAGCACCACCUGAUAACCCAGCCCACUCAUGUCACUGUCCAAACUUCAUCCCUCACGCAUCCGGUCAACACGGCCUCCUCUGCCCCCAUUCUGAACCGUUUGUCUCCAAAUGCCUCUUCACAAGUGCCCUCUUCGGUGAUGAGCGGCUCUGGAGUUGUCAAGAUAGUUGUACGUCAAACUGCAGGCAAGGAUGGUGGGUCCGUGCCCACUCUGGCCGUGGCCCCUUCCCCCCGUGUCGUCCCCCAGCCUGUACUGUAUCCCAGUAGCACUCCUAUAAGAAGCACUCCCGUCGCCAGACACACCGCUCCCAUUCAGAUCACCCACCGCACCCCGGGUCCCGCCACCGCCCACUACACCAUAGCACCUCCUCCUAGAAUCCCUAGUGCUGUCCCCAGUCAGUCCCAGCCCCCUCGUCCUGUCCUGAAAGUAGUGCAACCUCCCCUCACAUCUGCACCAGCCACACCGCAGCCAGCUCCAGCCCAGGCAGCGCCCAAACCUGUGCCCAAGACUCCUGCACCACAACCAAGUGAAAAAAGCAGCAACAGUAAUCAAACUUCAAAUCCACCCAAACUUAAACCUGUUGUUGCGACAAAGGCUCCACCACCGCUGCGGAAAGUGCCUCCUCCACUCCCUCGUUCUCCCUUCUACUUGCCAUCGCUAGCAGAAACCCUGAAGCAGCAGCAUGAGGGUAAACUUGACUUAAUCCUGCAAGUGAAUGAGCGGCGCUGCGGGGCAAAACCUGUGUAUGGGCGAGAGGUGUUGGACUUUUUGACUUUUCUCUCGGGUCCCGCUGUCUCUCCGUCUCCUUUCGGCUCUCGGCCUCACUGGGGACGCUCAGGACACAGCAGCUGUCUCUACGCUCAAAGUAAAGACAUGUGGUUCCAAAGUCCCGCUGUGCAAGAGGGAAUUUACAGCAUUGAAGAUCGGCUCCAGCAGCUCAAGCAUAUAAUUGACAGGUUUACGUUCGUCAUUCCUUCAGUGGAGUGUCCUCCCAUCUCGAUGCACUGCUGCCAUCCUCCUCCAUCUCAGACCCACAAACAGAGCGUCCUGGCCUCCGCACUCGCGGCUGAAGUGGCUCCACGCAUCCGCAGUCUGCACCGUAUCCAAGCCAACAUGAGGACGCAGUUCCCAGAUCUGAGACUCAUACAAUACGAUUGUGGUAAACUGCAAACUCUACACAAAUUGUUGAGGCAGUUAAAGACAGGGGACCAUAGAGUGCUUAUAUUCACCCAGAUGACACGGAUGUUGGAUGUACUUGAACAGUUUUUGAAUUACCACGGCCACAUUUACCUUCGAUUGGAUGGCAGCACCCGAGUAGAGCAGAGACAGUCGUUAAUGGAGAGGUUCAAUGCAGACCGCCGCAUUUUCUGCUUCAUCUUGUCGACUCGCAGUGGGGGAGUGGGAGUGAAUCUGACCGGAGCAGAUACUGUCAUUUUCUACGACAGUGACUGGAACCCCACAAUGGACGCUCAGGCGCAGGACAGGUGUCACAGAAUUGGACAGACCCGAGACGUCCACAUUUAUCGGCUGAUCAGUGAACGCACAGUGGAGGAGAACAUUUUGAAGAAAGCCAAUCAAAAGAGGAUGCUUGGAGAUAUGGCGAUUGAAGGCGGUAACUUUACCACCGCCUUCUUCAAAGAGCAAACUAUUCGGGAGCUGUUUGACGUCAAUGAUGGAGAGAAGAAAGAAGCAGCUGUGGAGCUGACUUUGCCGCCUCCUGAAGAGGAGGAAACUGUUCAGAAACAAAGCACCAAUAUUCUUGAGCAGGCUCUCUGUCGUGCCGAAGACGAGGAGGACAUUGUGGCUGCUUCUCAGGCUAAAGCCGAGCAAGUGGCUGAACUGGCAGAGUUUAAUGAGAACAUUCCACUGGAUGAUGGCGGCGAAAACGAGGAAGUGGAGGAGAUGUCAAAGGCUGAGCAGGAAAUUGCAGCUCUAGUGGAGCAGCUCACUCCUAUCGAGCGAUACGCUAUGAAUUUCCUGGAAGCUUCGUUGGAAGAUGUUUGCAAAGAGGAGUUGAAGCAAGCAGAGGAGCAAGUUGAAGCUGCCAGAAAGGGUCUUGACCAGGCUAAAGGGGGGCUUAAGCUGCAUCCUUCAUCCGACGAUGACGAGGAUGACUUGCAUUCGGCUUCAGCAUCGGCCGAACCUGCUUCGACUCCAGCUCGCCGUGGUCGAAAACCCAAAGAGAAAGAAAAGGUUGUUGCCUCCACUAGAACCAGUGGCCGGCUGCGGGGGGCCUCCCCCGAGAUGGAGUCUGAACCCACUACACCCAGAGAAAUGCCCCGCCCAGGGAGAGGCCGACCGCCCAAAGACCCUGGCGCUACCCCUGCCACCCCAGUGCGCACUGAUCACCUUAUGACCAGGUCCCAGGACUCUAAAACGCCUAAAGCUGCAUCGCCUGCCAGGGAACAGAUGACGGUUAAAACUAGAAGUCAACCAAAUCGUACUCAGCCGAGUCAAGUGCCUUCUCUCACAGCCUCUCCUCCUAAAAGGCCCCAGCAGUCCGCUACAGAAGCCGAAGUCAAAGUCUCCAAGUCCGUGAAAGGAGAGAAUGAAGGUGGCCUUGAAAAGGAGCAGGGCAUGUCUGAGUCUUCAUUAGACUCCAGUGGUGCAGCUGAGAAUGUUAUGAAAGAUGACGACGACAACAAAGAGCAAAGUGCAAUGUCUCCUCCUUCCAGCUGUUCUCGCUCCCCUCGCAAACGAGUGACUGCGGACGAUGAAAUCCUGAAGGGGCUGAAUGAGGACUCUCCCUCCGCCAAAGUGCUGCGCAAACUGCCAGGACGACUCGUCACUGUGGUGGAGGAGAAAGAGCCCCGAAAACGGAAGAGAAGAACCAGUGGCACAGGUGGGUCAUCAGAGGAGACUAACACAGAGGAGCACACUGACACCGCCUCCAGUAAUGACAAAGACAAGCCCACUUCUAGUCCUGAAAGCAAAAUAAAAGACUCAUCAGAGAAGCCAAAAGAGCCAGAAAGUGCCACCCCUCCACCUGUUCGAAGUGUUCCACCGUAUUCCCCACCGCGUUUAUCCCCCGACAUGCCCGUGUUGAGGAACCUGCCUGUGCGGCGGAGAGUGGAGACAGAGAAUCGCUUGGCGGCACAAAUGGGAGAGCUAUUUGGGAGGGGCCGUGGAGCAAAUCAACACCGUAAAACUGACGCAACGCAAGGCUCUUCACAGGAGGCAAAUUCAAACUCCGCAACUGUAAAACGAAAAAGAGGGCGGCCGGUGAAGAGUUCUGAAAAUGCAGAGCCCCCUUCACCACAGCCUCCCUCUCCCACUGAAACUAACAACCCCCCCUUGUCUCCAAAAGACAAGAGAGGCCGUAAAGACUUGCUGACGGAAACGGAGAGCACAGAGCAAGCAGUUCUCAGUCGCCAAAGCAGUCAAGAUUCAACACGAUCCUCCUCCCCCUCCUCGGGUUGUUCGACUCACACCCUCACGCGCUACGCUCAUCACAAGAAAACGUAUGAAAACCGGAACCCCGCAAAAAGGAGACGCGUUGAUGUCACUCCACCAGAUGCCAAAACGGAGGAUAAGAAAUCAGAAGAUGUUGGCAAAGGGACAAAAGCUGAGAAGCAACCGCAAGAAAAACCACAAGAGGAGAGCAAGGAAAAGGCCUCAACACAGAAACGACGCUCAAGAUCUUCCUCAUCUUCCUCGGAUUCAGACUCUGAUGACAAAAACGAGCAUCGUUUAACCCGAUCGGCUAAGAGAAGGCUACAAGAUAAUGACAGUGAUGGCAACAGGCAGGCAAAGAAACCAGCUCGGGAAAGAAACAGUGCGAACGUAUCAACUGGGGGUGAAUCUAGUAGUGAUGCAUCUUCAGCUCGGAGCUCAAGAAAGUCCAUUGAUUCAAAACCCCCAGCCCCUCCCCCUGAGCCAGAGGUCUUGGGAAAGAGGUGCUCGGCUCUAAAUGCUGCUGCAAAACUUCUGGCAAUGAAAGGCAAUGUGGACACACCAGGUCACACCCCCAGGAGAGAUUCAGCUGCUAAAGCCAAUGCAGCUAAAGAGAAGAAUGAAAAGGCUAAAAGUAAAGGCACCACCUCAUCGCCAUCUACCAACUCUGUAGCAAAACACUCUACCAAUAAAAACAAUGAUAAAGAAUUUUCAAGCAAAUCUUCGACUCCAAAUCAGACCAGUCGUACGCCCACUCGGUCCACGCGGCAAUGUCCUGGUUCCCUUGUCCCACCUCUGCAAAGUGAGUACAAAAAACACAAAGCUGAGGAGAAGGAGUGCAGGAAGUCGACAGGGGGCAAAGAUGGAGAGAGGGAGGCACGGCGUUCAUCGCGAGGCAACAGCGCCUGCAGCAGUAUCAGCAGUGACGACGGCGAGGACAGCAGGAGCAGCAGCAACAGCAGUCAAAGGACUCGCAGCAUCAGCUCUCAGAACGCCGAGGGCCGUGGAUCCCGCUCGAGAGGCACGUCCUCCGGCAGCGAAAGAGACAGACGGGACAGGAGUGAGAGCCGGAGGGAUAGUCUCCGGUCGAGCAAAACUCAGAAUGAAUUGAGUAGUUCAGGGAACGAGGGGACGCCCGACAGAGUGCUGCGCAGCGUGGCGGCCCUGGCGGCUGCACAAGCACGGUCUCCGGCCGCUAGCACCCGCUCUUCUGCCAGCCAAAGCCGAAACAAGACAUGA